GUUGUUGCUAGCCCCUCUUUGGGAGACAGUAGCCUAAAUAACCUACACAUGAUUGUUAUCAAUUACACAGUAUAAAGAACUGCACAUGAAUUAACCUUCGUGCAGUUCAUGCACGUGUCGUCAUAUAUAUAUAUUUUUAAUCCGGCACGAUGGAGGGCAUUUGGACGGUUGCUUGAGACCUGAAUCUACAGAAGCCUUAAUGGUUAAACCGGACUGAGAUAGCUACACUUCUACAUACCUGCAACCAUACCUCCAACCCUCGCGUUUUCUUCCAGGUUUCUCCCGUAUUUUAACUUUUUUCCCGUUGUCUUCCCGUUUCAAUAUUUUCCCGUAAAAUAUCCCGUAUUGUAAUACUCUCAUAGCAUUAGCCGUACCAGCGGACCUGGCAGUCUGUAACCUUAAUCUACGGUUGUCCUGUUCUCCGGAUUUGCCCUUCCAGAUCUUAGAGUGACAACAUUAGCCUGUUUAAGAUAACGAUGCGGUUCUUAUGAGAGCACAUUUUGACGACAAUCUGUAAGCAGUCACGUUAGAGGUAGCUUUACAGCUUCACAGCAGUUUAGUUAGUGGAGCAGUAGUAGCCUGUAGUCUGGGUAAUCUAUACUGUAGUCUGAAUUGUUGUUGCAACAGAAAGACAAGACAUUUUCUCUUAUUACACUUUUUGUUCUCACCAAAGAUUAAGUUUGUUACGAUUAGCUGUCAGUCAAAGUUGUCUUCUGGUGAUAUUUUUCAUUGUGAAAUUAGUAUUCAACACAUCUAGCGAGUUAACACAGUUCAAAACGAUCAGAAAUGGAGCCUAGGAGCUUUGUCACACGCUCCUGGCGCAGUUUACAGUCACAACAUAGGCCCACCGGUGGCGAGAAUCUCCGGAGAGCGGUCCACUCCGAGAAGAUGGAUGAGAUUGACCAGAGUCACAAGAGAGUUUGCGUCAACCUGGAGAAGGCUACCCAAUGCAUCACACAAGCAUUACAGCGUGAAGUGGCAAGGAACCAAGAGCUCUGCGUGCUGAUUCGUCGCAUGGAGGAGAGAGAGGCGGAGCUUGGGCAGAGUCUUGCAGAGGAGGCAGAGUCUAACAAUCAGCUGAGGUUGGAGAUUGAGGAAUUACAGAAACAACUGGAGGAAAAGGACAACUCGCUCUCAAAGGCCAACCAGACUGUGACUUCCCUGACCAAAGAACUGCAUUGCGUCCAGCAGCUCCAGAGCCGGCCAAGUAGUCAUGGGAGAUUCCAGGAAGUGGAUGAGUGUCUGCAGCUUGGAGGGAUCCAACUCAAGCUGGAGCAGUCAGGCCCCAGUGCCUGCUCUCCUCUCCGAUCUGAGCAGCUGGUCUGUGUCCAAACGCCGGGUUCGUCCACGCGCAACACUCCGCCUGUCUGUCUGAUCAAACGAGAGGAGGAAGAGGAGGAGGAGGAGGAGGGUGGGGGACCAGAGGCUCCAGUGUGUUUGAUUAAAGAGGAAGAGGAGGAAGAGGAUGAUGAUGGUGCUGGACAUGGAUUGUACUGUCAGUCUGUGGUGGAGAGAUCUGACCUUACGACAGAAGAAAACAAAACUGAACUGAUACAGGCUCUACUGCUGGCACCUCGCACCCAGGCUCAGACGUCGGUUUCAGCGAGCACUUCACGGGUCAUCAGGCAAAAAAAGACGAGUCCUCAGACUUCGCUGGUGUCGUCUGACCGUCAGCGACUGCUGGAGGCUCCAGUCUCUAAAGAUGAAGCAAAAGGAGCUGACCCCAGAACAGCACCCAUCUUCUCUGAUCUCAUGCGGGUGAUGGAGAUGGCAGGCCAAGAGCUGGCGGGGGACCUCUGUCCGGUUUGUGGAGACAAGGUCUCAGGAUUCCAUUACGGCGUCAAAACAUGUGAAAGCUGCAAGAGCUUUUUCAAGAGGACUGCUCACACCAACAAGGUCUACAACUGCGUUAAAUCCCAGAACUGCCGAAUAGACAAGAUCCUUCGGCAGCAGUGUGCUUUCUGCCGCUUCAAGAAGUGCCUAGGCGUUGGGAUGAGACUAGAAGCGAUCCGUGCUGGCCGUGUGCGAGGCGGCAGAAAUAAGUUCAGCCCCAUGUACAGCACUCAGAAGAACCACAAGAGGGCGCUGUGUCACCAAGACAAAGAAUGGGGCUCUUAAUCAAUCCUGACACCAGAUGGCGCUGUUUCUCGAAGAUAGAGGACUCCAGAGGUUGCCUCAGAACCUCGUAACAUAAAACAGAAAAAAAGACUCCUUUUGUUAAAAAUAAGGGUCGACCUUGAGAUGUUAUGUGCUCAGUAUGGGUGGUCAUGGAAAUGUAAUUAAGUAGUUGAUGCGUUAUAGAAACAUUUCUUUUUUUUUUUUUAAAAAAAGAGGGAGAGAGAACAAUAUGUCAGUUCCUAGCCCCAUCGUCAUCAUUAACAUGUUUCAGAUUUAACCUCAAAAUGUCAGUUUAAACAACUUUUGCAAAUUCAAAAUGUCAUCACAUUCGUUUCAGGAGAUUCAGGAAGUUCAAUUAAGACUUUGAUCGUUUUCACCUAUUGUACUGGUAAAUAGUGGUGUGAAUUCUCUGAGCAAGGUAGGGUGGAGCACCACAUGGUGAAACACUGCACACACCGGGCCCACAUGAUUGCGCUACACUCUGCUUUGGACGUUUGUUUAUCUCCGUUUAUCACCGGUGGCAACAUGAUUUAACAACAUUCAAUUACAUUAGAUUCCAUUGUUCUCAAUACAACUUCGCACACCAGCAUCACACUUUGCCGCUGUCGCUGUGUGGGUUGCGAUUCGGUUCUAUUUUGUCGGCGCCACCCCAUAAAAUCCGAUGUUCAUCCAGGGUUUGGCAGUUAAAAACUCCGGCGCUGAGGUGCGUGGUAAGGGACCGCACACUCAUGUCUGUGCUGUCGUGCGCAGCACUUAAGAGUCAAGUGACCAAUUUCACAGUGUCCAGGUGUCUGACCUCAUCGAUGUUAAUGAUACCUUAAUUGGCAGGGUAAAACGUCUUCCUGUUUCUGUCUUUCCUGUGGACUUUUCUUUUGCUGUCUAUGGGGCAGUGCUCUUCCACAGGAAGUUGAUUUAUACAGCGGCCCCAUCUUGUGAAAUGGGCUAAUUCUGUGAACUAGGUAGAGGGCGCAACCUGAAUAUACCACAGAGACGGUGUUGUUCUGGCCCAGAGUUGGGCAGUAAAAGGCCCAGAGUUGCCCAGAGUUGGGCAGUAAAAGGCCCAGAGUUGCCCAGAGUUGGGCAGUAAAAGGCCCAGAGUUGGGCAGUAAAAGGUCCAGAGUUGCCCAGAGUUGGGCAGUAAAAGGCCAAGAGUUGAGUUGGGCAGUAAAAUGCCCAGAGUUGGCCGGUAAAAGGCCCAGAGUUGAGUUGGCCGGUAAAAGGCCCAGAGUUGAGUUGGCCGGUAAAAGGCCCAGAGUUGAGUUGGGCAGUAAAAGGCCCAGAGUUGGGCAGUAAAAGGCCCAGAGUUGCCCAGAGUUGAGUUGGGCAGUAAAAGGCCCAGAGUUGAGUUGGGCAGUAAAAGGCCCAGAGUUGGCCGGUAAAAGGCCCAGAGUUGAGUUGGGCAGUAAAAGGCCCAGAGUUGGCCGAUAAAAGGCCCAGAGUUGGGCAGUAAAAGACAUGGCUACACAGCUGGCUCGGUGCUGUUCACUGCAGAAAAGAGUUGUUACGUUUCCAACCUUAAAGAUAGACAUAGCAUGGACGAAUGGAGUACUCGAGUCAAGGUGAAGAGGGUUCUAUGUCACCAUUUCUAUGUAUAUCACCUUUAAAUACCUGAGAGUAAGAAUGUAGCACACAGAGACUGAGCUGAAUUUCACCUCGUUGUUUUGUCCAUGUCAAUCAAACACGCUAACGUUUCAGAGGAUAUUAUGAGUUGUAUUAUGAUGUUGGAUGUUACAUUGUAAUACAUAUAAAUGCAGAUCCAACUUUUCUGAUUGCAUAAAAAAAUAAACUUUUUGAUUCCUAA
Messenger RNA from Alosa alosa (allis shad), 3919 nucleotides. RefSeq lists its product as uncharacterized. Gene Ontology annotation, molecular function: zinc ion binding; nuclear receptor activity; RNA polymerase II cis-regulatory region sequence-specific DNA binding. Lineage: Eukaryota; Metazoa; Chordata; Actinopteri; Clupeiformes; Clupeidae. The transcript is spliced from 12 exons. Gene Ontology annotation, biological process: regulation of transcription by RNA polymerase II; hormone-mediated signaling pathway; mitotic spindle assembly checkpoint signaling. Gene Ontology annotation, cellular component: RNA polymerase II transcription regulator complex. The record is from RefSeq and is a predicted model, not a curated record. Bases 787 to 2118 code for a protein of 443 amino acids.